AUGCCCUAUAGGUGUGAGUGCCCAUUCCACAAGAGGGAUGGCCUCCUCCUGGGCGUGGUCCAGCUGAAUUUCUAUUGGCGCUGUGGGCUGGAGUUCCUGCUGGUACUCUGUGGGCUGGAGCUCUCCUGGUCCUGCCCACGUCACUGCAUUUGCUACAUGGCCCCCAGCACCGUCAGCUGCCAAGCCCACAACUUCCUGUCCGUCCCGGAAGGCAUUCCUCCGCACAGUGAGCGCAUCUUCCUCCAAAACAACAAGAUCCAUCGACUACUGCGGGGCCACUUUAGCCCUACUACAGUCACUCUUUGGAUUUACUCCAACAAUAUCACAUAUGUUGAACCAACUACUUUCCAAGGGUUCACCUUGCUGGAGGAAUUGGACCUGGGAGACAAUCGCCACCUACGUUCACUGUCUGCAGAAACCUUUCACGGGCUGGGCCGGCUCCAUGCCCUCCAUCUAUACCGCUGUGGCCUCAGUGCACUGCCGAAUAACAUCUUCCAGGGUCUCCGCAACCUCCAGUAUCUGUACUUGCAGGACAACCAUUUGGAGUAUCUGCAGGAUGAUAUUUUUGUGGACUUGCACAACUUGAGCCACCUGUUUCUUCAUGGGAACCGUCUGUGGAGCCUGCACCAAAAUACAUUUAGAGGACUGGGUGCUUUGGACCGGCUGCUACUUCACCACAACCAACUUCAGUGGGUGGACCGCCUGGCAUUCCACGACCUGCGGCGGCUCACUACCCUCUAUUUGUUCAACAACUCCUUGACAGAGUUAGCUGGAGAGUGUCUGUCCCAGCUGCCUGCACUGGAGUACCUUCGCCUCAACGACAACCCUUGGGAGUGUGACUGUAAGGCUUUAUCACUGUGGGACUGGCUCAAAAAGUUUCGGGGGUCCACGUCGUCAGUGGGUUGCGUGGCACCAGCAGAGCUGGCAGGCAAAGAUCUGAAGCAGCUGAAGAAAGAGGACUUCCCAAAUUGUUCCGGAUCGGAGUCCCUGCACCAAAGUAAGACCAAGACUUGGGCAGGAACGGAUAAAGUCUCACUGAAGCAGGAGCCCCAUCCUGCCCAGCCUCCACAAACACACCACCCCCAACUGAAUGAACAAUACCCUUCCCCUCCCUCUCCCCUGCCCCAGCCACCCCCUGCCAUAAAUGGUGUACAUGCAGGACCGGGAGGGUCUCCGGGCAUAGUCCCUGCUCAGAGGCCUGGCCGUUCUCGGAACUGCACACGCCAACGUGUAAGGGGCAGCAAGGGAAAGGGACCUAACGAGGUCCACACCUUAAAGGAGAUGGCGGAUAAGGAGUACUCCUCUCCCGAUUUCACCGGGAAAUAUGAUGAAACAUCUUCUGAUGGUUCAAACACCCGCAGAAAGCACAAAUGUACCCCCCGGACCUCUGUGCGUCCCCCUAGUGGGGUCCAGCAAGCCACCAACUGGGGACACUCUCAUCAUACACAUUUCUUUCUCUCUAAUAUUCUGGGACUGCUUGUGAUCAUUCUGCGCUGAACUCUGAUGCUGGAGCAUCGUGGCAUCACGGAUACGCCACAGUCCCCAGAUCAGCUCUAGCUCCAGCAUUACCAGGCCUACUAAUGUGUGUAUGUUUGUGUGUGUAUGUGUGAGUGAUAAUGUGUACUACAUUGUAUAAGGAGCUUUGCCAUUUAGACUGAAAUAGAUGAAAACUGAACAACGGAUGUCAUCAAAUAAACUCAAAAUUUGGGUUGGGGAACAAGAAGAAUAGUGAAGCAAACUGAACAUGCUUGCACUGCCACUGUUGUUGUUCUUUUUUUUGUCCUUUAUUGGUCUGGUCUAUCCCCCUCUAAAUGGAAAACCAUUUCAAUGAAAGAAAGCACAGAUAACCAAAUAAAUGUGUAGAAAGAAUGCGUAAUAUGAGGCACAAGUUAGCAACAUAAAUGGAGAUUGUGUUUAGAAAGCAUGUCCUACUGCUACAUGUUUCUUCAACAUAUAGAAACAAACAUAUAGGAGACCAUCAAAUGCUCCUAAUUGUAUAAGUACAUUGUCCUGUGUUAAAUAUAUUACAUUAUUGCCAAAUAGAUGCACAAAUAUAUCAGUGUAAGUUCUCCUAUGUUCAGGAGUUUCAACCAUUGGUAGGACUUGCUUUCUUCUCCGAUGGAAUAUUAUACACAGAAUGAUGUGAAACUAAAAGUGUUGUAUGAAAUGAAAAAGUGUUAUAAACAGUCCUCCUAAACUGAAUAGCCAGUACAUAAGCACAUACAUUCUCCUUACCUCAGAAAAGUUAAGGCCUAAAUAAGACAUUAUUUUCACUUUAGAUGGGUUUUUUUUGCCCUUUCAAUAACUUCCUACAUUUAUUUUUCAUAUUUUCUUUUCUU
Molecule: messenger RNA, 2339 nt
Organism: Sinocyclocheilus rhinocerous
Lineage: Eukaryota; Metazoa; Chordata; Actinopteri; Cypriniformes; Cyprinidae
Gene: rtn4rl1b
Product: reticulon 4 receptor-like 1b
Exons: 4
Coding region: 1-1497 (498 amino acids)
Cellular component (GO): plasma membrane
Molecular function (GO): protein binding
Source: RefSeq, a predicted model, not a curated record